GGGGCGGGUAUUCUAAAUAAAAAGUACCCGCCUCCUGAGUGUAUUUCCAGGCCUCUCACUGGACCUUGAUCAGUUAGACAGUCGAAGCAGGAGAGAUGAGCACUGUGCAGGAAGUGAAUUCCAGGGUGCGUGGGAUCCGAGCCCCAGUGAACCUGCAGGGUCUAGCUGCAUGCAUCUCAGAGCAGAUUGCACAGGGUGUAAAAAAACCCUUCAAGAGUGUGAUUGAUGUCAGCUCAGGUGAUCCACACAAGGCAGGAAUGCCGCCUAUCUCAUUUAUUCGCCAGGUUAUGGCAGUGUGUCUGUACCCUGAGCUCCUAAAAGAAAAAAGCCUUCCUCUGGACGUCAGGCAGAGGGCACAGAAGCUUCUGGACAUGUGUUCUGGAGGGAGUGUGGGUUCAUACUCCACAACCUCAAUAGGUUUACCAGAAGUCCAGAAAAGCAUUUCUGAAUUUAUCACAAGGCGAGACGGUGGGGUGCUUUCUCAUCCAGAAGACAUCAUCUUAACUAUUGGCUCACAGAAGGGUUUGUCGGUGUUUUUGAACCUGCUUACCAGCGGAGAGGGCAAAACUCAGACAGGUGUGCUGACCCCCAUGCCCUGUCCACAUACUCUGCCCAUGCUGCUGGACAUGACUGGGCUGGCACUGGUUCCGUAUCGUCUUUUUGAGGAACAAGGCUGGGCUGUAAACCUGGAUGAGCUGCAUAGAGCUUUAGAGGCAGGAAGAGUCCACUGUGAGCCCAAAGCCAUAUACAUCAGCAACCCAGGAAAUCCUACAGGUUACGUGCAAGACAGAGAGACUAUUGAGAAAGUGAUUCGCUUUGCUGCUACCAACUGCCUCAUCAUACUGGCUGAAGAGGUGCACCAGGGCAGUGUGUAUGGCCAGGACAAAGAAUUUAUUUCCUACAAGAAAGUGCUGUCUGAGAUGGGUAAAACUUAUGCUGAGACAAUGGAGCUGGUGUCUUUCCAUUCAAUAUCCACAGCCUACAUAGGAGAGUGUGGUCUGAGAGGAGGGUAUAUGGAGGUAGUCAACAUUGACCCAGCAGUGAAAAAGUGUUUAAAUUUCACUCCCAGUGCUCCAGUGUUACCACAGCUGGCACUGGAACUUAGUCUUAAUCCACCUAGACCUGAAGAUUCUUCCUAUAACUCAUACACACAGGAGAUUCAUCAUAUUGAGGAUACUCUUUCCCAGAAUGCUAAACGAGCACUUGAGUUUCUGAAUAGAGUGGAAGGGAUGAGCUGUCAGCCAUCAAUGGCAGGACCCUUUCUUUAUCCCCGGGUACACUUGCCACCUCACAUGGUAGAGGAGGCCAAGAGGUUGGGAGUGAAGGCGGACGUGCUUUACUGUCAGAGGUUGCUGGAAGAAGAGGGUAUUUGUGUGGGAGCAGGUUGUGAGAAUGGACAGGAAGAUAAAAACUAUCACAUCAGGCUGUGUAUUAUGACUCCUCCUUCCACUCUGGAGGAGAUCUUGGCACGACUUCGUUCUUUCCACCAUCACCUGCUGGAAAAACUGUAGUAACAUAAAAUCAACUGUGAAUGCUACUGCAUAAAUAUAGAUUUCUUUAAGCCUUAAUCUAUCAUUUCAACCAGAUUAUGCACUGAUACUGUGCACCAGCAGUUUAGCCACUCUCCCUUUCACACCGUUCCCUAGCAAGCAAAAGCCCCCUGACGCAGUCCCAGGAGGAACCACAGAUCUCUUGAGGGUUAUGUCAGUGGGGCAUUUGGGAUAAAAAUAAAUGUUAAAAAAUUUUUCCAAAUCAAAUAUAUGGCAAAUCCUUGUGAUUAAGGGAGUCGUUGAAAGCAGCCCCACCACUCUGCAGUAGCUGAUUUGGGUUAAUUACAUUGAAGUUAAAACUGUUGGGAAUUAAAACACCAAGUUUCUAAUAGUCUGAACAAACCAUGUAAAUUAAUUUCAUGAACAUCAUGAAAACCAUUGUAAUGCAAAGAGGGACUAUUAAAAGCUAAAUGUAUUCCAACUAACACUGUGCAUGUCAGUA
Messenger RNA from Oreochromis aureus, 1992 nucleotides. RefSeq names its product alanine aminotransferase 2-like. The record is from RefSeq and is a predicted model, not a curated record. NCBI's taxonomy places the organism in Eukaryota, Metazoa, Chordata, Actinopteri, Cichliformes, Cichlidae. Gene Ontology annotation, biological process: biosynthetic process. Gene Ontology annotation, molecular function: pyridoxal phosphate binding; L-alanine:2-oxoglutarate transaminase activity. The transcript is spliced from 11 exons. Bases 96 to 1511 code for a protein of 471 amino acids.